Molecule: messenger RNA, 5036 nt
Organism: Amphimedon queenslandica
Lineage: Eukaryota; Metazoa; Porifera; Demospongiae; Haplosclerida; Niphatidae
Product: protein scribble homolog
Exons: 35
Coding region: 242-4927 (1561 amino acids)
Biological process (GO): receptor clustering; establishment or maintenance of epithelial cell apical/basal polarity; cell-cell adhesion
Cellular component (GO): adherens junction; basolateral plasma membrane
Molecular function (GO): protein kinase binding
Source: RefSeq, a predicted model, not a curated record
GCUCCCUCAAAGGUAUGCAUUGACCACCUCCUACAGCAUUCCGAUAGAGAACAGGACUUUAAUACUCUCUCCUACCCCUUCUCUCCUUCUGCUCUUCUCCACUGACCGUCAUCUCUGCUACCAAAGACAAUCACAGCUUCUCCCGCCAUUCAGACUGUCAUUCAUUGCCUAUAAAUCUCAUUAAAAAUCGUCCUCCUUUUUCUCUCUCCCCUCUCUCUCUCCUCUUUCACUCAGUGACAAGAUGUUAAAGGCUUGUAUGGGCCUCAAUUGCAGCAGACAGAUUGAUUAUGUCGAUCGUCGCUCCUGCCAGUUACAAGAGAUUCCUGAUGAUAUCUAUCGUUAUGAGGAUACCCUUGAAGACCUAAUGAUCGAUUCCAACAUGAUUCAGGAAUUACCGCCGAAAUUUUUUCGUCUGACGAACCUCAGGAAGUUGACACUUUGUGAGAAUGAGAUUAUGCGUCUCUCGCCGAUGAUUGCUAAUUUCACUAAAUUGAUCGAAUUGGAUAUCAGCAAGAACUGUUUGGAGGAGGUACCUAGUAAUAUACAGUUCUGUCGGUCGCUGGCAAUACUUGAUAUCAGCUGUAAUCCAUUACUGAGGAUACCAGAUUGUGUGGCUAACAUUGGCAGUUUGACUCAUUUGUAUAUUAAUGAUGUUGCACUGCCAGCCUUGCCAAGGGAAAUUGGAAAUUUACGGAAUCUCAUUGUCCUUGAGGCAAGGGAGAAUGUUUUGAGAAGAGUACCACCUUCGCUUGGUGACAUGUUAAAACUUCAGAGACUUGAUCUUGGGAAUAACGAAAUUGAGGAACUGCCUCCUACAUUUGGUUAUCUGGAGGAUUUAAAUGAGCUAUGGCUUGACAGCAACUGCCUCUCCCUCUUGCCAGAGAGUCUUUCCCGCCUACACAAACUACACGUGCUCGACGUCACGAAAAACAAACUGGAGAGAUUCCCAAAUCAUUUCUCAAACCUAGUCAAUCUUGUCGAUCUUCACGCUUCGGAAAACUGCAUCGAGUGUCUUCCAGAUAAUUUUGGACUGAUGAAAAGUCUCGUUCAAAUUAAACUUGACCUAAAUCAUCUCGUGUAUCUUCCUGAUUCGAUCGGAGAUUUGCCAAUGGCCACUGAAAUCUUUCUAUUUGAGAACAUGUUGGAGAGCAUCCCUCCUACCCUCUUUAACAUACCCACCCUCCAAAUGCUCAACAUUGAUAGGAACCAUGUCAUGUACAUACCCUCUACCAUCGGGCGGUGCAAGUCUUUGCAUGUUUUUUCGGCGAGAGAGAAUGAUCUGAGAAGUCUUCCCGAGGAGUUAGGUGAGCUCUCUUCUCUGAGAGUGCUGGACGUUUGUGGGAAUAGACUCCACUGCCUUCCUCUCUCCAUCUCUAACUUGCAGCUGGAUGCCUUUUGGAUAUCAGGGAACCAGCCUCUUCCAUUGAUAUCCCUUCAUCAAGAACCUGACCCAGAUAAUCCUGACAGGAAGGUUCUCACUUGUCAGUUCUUUCCACAGAUGGGACCAGAAACAUCUGAAUUUGAUUAUAUUGAUAACAGUGAUCCUGAGAGUGAGGAGAGCGGUUUCUCCCAGAGGAGACGUUCUGCUGCUGUCCGUAAGUCCACAAGACUAGCUGUGGCCUUUGACCCAGGUACCCUCGGACUCCCCUCUGGAGAGGAUGGAGGAGGAAAGUUUGUUCGUUUCCCGACUCCGUUUCGUAAAGAUCUAAAGAACAAACACAAGAGACCUAAACUUGACGCAAGACCACGCACGACUGUCUUUAGGAAAGGCUCUAUGGAUGAUUUGACUCUACAUUCAGUGGAUCCAACUGUUGCUGGUCCUCCACCCGAAAUUCUCACUGCAUCAGCUACCGACAGAUCGACUGAAGAGAAGGAGUUGCAGCCACUCAGAAAAGACAUGUCUUCUGCUGGCUCUUUAUUAAAGGCAUUUGGUGUUCAGAAUUUAUCUGAGGGUUACAUACCAGGAGCAGUGGAAGAGGAGGAGGUGACAAGAGAGACAGAGUCUGAAGUACAGUCUAACGCAGACCAAGACCUCACCCAGUUACCGCCUCGCUCAAGACUACAGACACUAGAGGUUACUGUUGAGCUAGUCAAAGACAAUGCAAGGUUUGGGUUAGGAUUCAGCAUAGCAGGAGGGAAAGGAUCCACCCCUGCCUAUGAAGACGUUGAUGAGAGUAUUUUCAUCACCAGGAUCAUCAGAGGUGGGCCUGCUGAGAAAGAUGGCCGACUUCGUUUAGGAGACAAACUGAUCUCAGUCAAUGGUGUUGAUAUGACUGAUGCUACCCACAUGUUUGCAGUCUCUACUCUAAGAAACAGCUCUAAACGCUGCCUCCUAAAAGUCUCUCGUGAAGUACUUGUAGUAUUACCAGACGAUGCCCCCCUCGACGAAGAAGAGUUCUCAACUUCUCUUGCUAAUGGGGACGUGCCACACGCCCACGAUCGAGAUGAGACCACACCCACCCCUGGAGAUGAAAGAGGAGUGACCCCAGAGAGAGUUAUCUCGGCUGAAGUCAUCACUAGCGAUAGAGAGGGAGAGGCUCUUCUUCUUGAGUCAGACGAGAGGGAGGAAGAGGAGGAGGGAGAGGGAGAUGAGGAAGAGAAGGAAAUCAACGAAUUGGCCGACAUGUUGUUUGGGGAUGAUGAACAACAAGAACGAAAAGGAGAAGAGACAGAGGCCAGAGAGGAUGAGAAUGAGAACACAAGAAGUGACAGAGGAGAUCACUACGUUAAUAGUCACAUCGUUCAAACGCUCCGAGAUGAAGCACUGGAAAUGGAAAAAGCAAGAAAGGAGGAAGAGGAGGAAAGGCUAAGACGAGAGGUAGAGGAGGGAGAAGUCCCUGUAGUAGUUACUGUAUCCACAGAUAGUGGACUGGACUCGCCUGCUCUUAAUAACAACAACAGAUCCCAGAAUGAAGAGGUUGUGUCUCUUGAUACAAGCCAUACUAACAUUGGCAUGCACAUCAUUGGGGGGUCUGACUACGUCAAUCGAAUAUUCGGAUCCGGCGAGCAAGGGGUCUACAUAUCGAAAGUGUCUCCGGGAGGUGCUGCAGCUGCUACUGGUAAGCUGAGGUUUGGUGAUCGGAUAUUAUCAGUCAACGGGGUCAAUAUGGAUGGACUGACUCAUUCUGAGGCUGUGGAGUGCCUGAUAUCACAGGAAGGACCUAUUGACCUAAGCAUAAGACACGAACCACAACCAAAGGGAAUGAUGGAGGUUACAAUAAUAAAGAGUAAGAACAGGAAGCUAGGUAUCAGUAUUAAAGGAGGUGCUCCUACUUCUCACGGUAAUCCGCUGGACCAUGAUGAUGAAGGAAUAUUUAUAUCCAAAAUCACGAGAGGUGAAGCUGCAGAAACUGAUGGUCGUCUCAGAGUGGGCCAGCGUAUACUGGAAGUGAACGGGUUCUCUUUGCUGGGGGCUAGUCACGUUGAGGCUGUACGGUCCUUGAGGAACAUCAAAGACACAGCAACGCUACUAGUCUGUGAUGGAUACUGCUUUGACGACUUUAUUAAACAUUUACCGCCCAGGCUGCAAAUUGGGAAAUUGACAGGAAGUGUUGAUGUCCUUAACGACGAGGGAAAAGAACAAAGAACUCAUAAGAGGACUCAUUCCAGUACCACUUCAGGUGCACUGGUGGAUGAGGCUGGGAGGAUGGAAGACCUCAAUGCCAUACUCCAGCAACUGGUCCAAUUCAAGACCUCAACUCCUGUAGCUAAAGAGGUAGAAGAGAAUAGGGAAGAGGAGGAGAGAGGAGAGGAGAAGGUAGCAGAGAUAGUAGACCCUCCUUCAACAAUAUCUGCACUGGAACAAUCUGUUGUUGACAUGGAAAGGGAAGCUGAUAAGUUGCUCGAACAGACUGUGAGAAAAGGUUCAUCCACUUCAUCACAUGCUUCAAGAAGAGAGAGCAUUGAGCAGGCCAGAUUAAGACAAGAAGAGAAACAAGAGGAGCUUCAGUCAUUUAUUAACGAAGUCUUUCUUGAAGAUGAAGAAAUUAAUGAAUCUACGAAAGUAUCUGAUGACAAAACUAAGGAGACAGAGACAGAGGAGGGGGAUGAAGAGGAGGAGGAGGAGUGGGUAAUCAUUGACUCUGAUUCUGUACGACAAGAAGUUGAGAAGCAGAGAUCGUUCAGUGCUUCAACUCCUCCUCCUUCAGAGGAUGUUGUUGCUAGUCCAGUCAGACCACAGAGUGCUCAAGGAGUCCAUGUCCAUAAAACCAAAAGAUCUAAAGAAGCUCCACCCACUCCACCAAAACCCAUUGCACUCGUGUCUCCCGAAAAGCUUCCGUUCAGAGAGAGGGUUGCCCUCUACCAGACCAAACUAAAUCAAGAGGAGAUGUUGAGAAAAGGCGACAACAGGCGGUCCUGGGCCCCGGGCAUACACUCGCCUCGGUCCCUCUCACUGUCCCCUGUUCAUUCAAAGUGGUCCUCUGCCUCUUAUAUCCUCAGAAACUCACCAAGUGACACAACUAUUAAUAAAGAGAAUCAGGAGUUGCUAUCAUUACCAAAGGAAUACAGUGGAAGAGAGGAAGACAACGCUCAAGGCCAGGACACAGAAAGGGACAUUAAAUCUUCUUCUGCAGCUUCAGAUCCUCCACUCACUCUAAGCCCACUCUCUCCUCCCAUUGGGGCCGAAAUGCAAAUAGAAGAAGAGAAAUUGGAGAUUGGGGAAGACCCUGGUUUCUCUCCUAUUCCCGACGAUCAAGAGCCUUCCAAGAAACCUUUAUCGAUUGACGAAGAACUUUCAAAGAACCCUUACGUCAUGCAAGCCCUGGACGCUCUACCAAGCGGCCCAAGUGUUGAUGUGUCUCAGCUACCUCCAGCAACGAGUGAAGAACAGAAGAGAAGGAGGGAGCUGAGAGAGAGGCUCAGGAGAGAAAUGGAUGAAGAGAUAGAGCGGGCUUUAGGUCUCCAGACUCCUCCCACUGCUUCGUGAUUGUUAUUGUUGUUGUUAUUGCUUCAAAACAUUGUGAUUCUUUUUUUAUUCAAUGUUAGUAUAUGUUUUCUGUCCACACCUUUCUUUUUUAAACCUUUUACAUGACAAA